Molecule: messenger RNA, 489 nt
Organism: Brassica oleracea var. oleracea
Lineage: Eukaryota; Viridiplantae; Streptophyta; Magnoliopsida; Brassicales; Brassicaceae
Exons: 3
Coding region: 1-489 (162 amino acids)
Biological process (GO): SRP-dependent cotranslational protein targeting to membrane; SRP-dependent cotranslational protein targeting to membrane, signal sequence recognition
Cellular component (GO): signal recognition particle, endoplasmic reticulum targeting
Molecular function (GO): 7S RNA binding
Source: RefSeq, a predicted model, not a curated record
AUGGCGGUAUUAGUCAAAAUCAAUCGAAGGUCAAACGUCUCAGAAUUUUUCUCCUUCGUUGCUCUGCCUCAACGAUAUUCUGAUCAGCAGCAAUCUCAGUCCCAAAAGCUUGAGUUCGGAAUCCAAUAUCUGAUGGAUGGUGGAACGCUCAACAUCAAGAAAUGGGUAGUGAUGUAUCCAGUCUACAUUAACUCAAAGAAAAGUGUUGCUGAAGGAAGGAGAAUCAGUUUGAGUAAAGCAUGUGAGAACCCUAACUGCAUUGAGAUUACUGAUUGUUGCAAGCAUUUGAAGCUCCCUAGUGCUGUCGAGGUAAAAAAAAAAGUGAUCUGUAACGACGGUACUGUAGCAGCACCGAGCGACAGUGUAGCAAGAAAAUCGAGCAACACCGUAGCAAGAAAAUCGAGUGACACUGUAGCAAGAACAUUGACCGAUACAGUAGCAGAAAAUCAGGAGUCCUGUAGCAGCGAUGCUGUAGUAGAGCUACUGUAG